AUGGACCCUUUAGGGAGCUUUCCAACUAAAAGAAAAAGAUCUCCAAAGCGCAAUUAUCAACUAAAUCUUAAAGAUUCUCCAAAUAUUGAAGAUAAAAUACUUCAUAGGCCUGGAGCACUAAAAAUCCCCUAUUUCUAUAGUUUUCUGACAUCAUCAGGAAUCUCGAAAUCAGUUUGAUGCUUACCAAGUAUUCGUGCAGUUGCCCCUUAUGAUUAUAACAAUCAGCUAGUAACGUAUAAUUAGAUAACUUCGGAUUGAUUUGCAGGACUUAAUGACCAAGAAUGGCGCUUGCGGUUUGAAGCUGGAGAUAGAGGGUAUUGCAAUCUUUAUCUUGAAGUAAAAGUUGAUGAAAAUUUUGUUGCACAACAUGUUGAGUUUUCAUUUAUUAUAUACGUAACCAAAAAGACCGAUAAAGUGAGGAAGUUUGUGACAAAAAAUAAAAAAGAUACUUUUACCAAAGGAAAUAGAAUAAUUGGUUUUCCAAAAAUUUUAUCAUACAAGUUUAUUCAGUUGUAUUUAACAAAGCCUCUUUACAUGAUGACAGUUUUAAAGCCGGCUUAUGCCCCAGAGACAUGUAAGGACAUCACUGGCUAUGUUGGAUUAAUUAAUGAAGGUACAACUUGCUACAUGAAUUCUUUGCUUCAAACUUUAUUUCUUAUCACAGCUUUUAGGCAAACAGUUUAUUCUCUAAAGCCCACUCCAAAUGAUAGAAUCCCUCAAGCUCUGAAAAGACUAUUUAUGGACUUAAUCACCUUUUAAAUUGGAGCAAAAAUCUGUUCCAAUUUAAAGAGGGUUAAUUUUUUUUUACAAAAAUUUAUAUAUUAAAUGUUUCUAUUCAAAAUAAUAUUAUAAAAAUUAGUAUUCUUUCACCUUUAAUUUUUCUUUGUAAAAUUAUUUCGAUAAAAAAUGUUGAAAAAAUAGAAAUAAAACAAAAUAUUUUAUUUUAUGAAAAAAAUUAAUCGAUUACACAAUUAAAAAUGCCAGUUAGGAGUAGAGCUUAGGUCCUACAUCGGAGCUCAGUGAGAGAAAUUCAGAACUUCUUGAGAGUCUCGGCUCAAGAGAAUAGGUUUACACUGUGUCUGGGGUAGAUAAAAGAGGUCCUAAGGGGGGCUUGGGGACAGGAGCAGUUUGGCGGUUAAACUUAAACUUAAAUCAAUUAAUGUGAAACUGUUUAAAUAACAUUCUACUUACAUUUUGUAUAUUAAAUCAGGUUUUUACUAAUUCUAUAAAAUUUACCUAUUGAAAAAAAUUUGGUCGAAUUUAAAGAGCCAAGAAAUAGAAAUUUUACCGAUAUUUUUUGCAAUUAAAGUAGGAAGUUAGAAAAAAGCAGAUACCCCCCUUCAACUCAAGGACUAUUAAGAAGUUUUGGGUGAGCCAAAGAAGAGUGAAAAGUCCAGCAUGACGUCCAAGAAUUUAAUUAUACCCUAUCUGCUGCUCUGGAAAAUGCAAUGAAAGAUGAUGAGUCAAAAAACAGUUACUCAAGGCUUUUUAAAGGCAAAACUCUUCAAAACAUUUCGUGCUUAAAUGUGAAAUUUGACUCCAAAGUGUAUCAAGAUUUUAGUGAUGUGCAGCUAGAUAUUAAAUUUAGACAUGACAUAUAGCGCUUUCCCGAGGAUGGCGCGGAAUGGCGCCAUCCUCGGGAAAGCCAGGAAGGCAUCCACACGGGAACUGGGAGUUCCACGUGUGGAUGCCAUUUUGGCAUGUGGAAGUUUGGAUCCCACAUGCCAAAAAUGGCAUCCACACGUGGAACUCCCAGUUCCCGUGUGGAUGCUUAGUUGACUUUCCCGAGGAUGGCGCCAUUCCGCGCCAUCCUCGGGAAAGCGCUAUAUAUGAAAGUCUUGAUAAUUAUAUAGCACCUAUGGAGCUGAGAGGAGAAGACAAAUACGAUACUGAAAUUUAUGGUCUGCAAGAUGCAAUUAAAACGAUUAAGUUUGCAGAGCUGCCUCUGGUAUUACAAGUGCAACUAAAGCGAUUUGAAUUUAACCCAUUUAGUGGAGACAUGAAUAAAUUGAAUGACAGGUUCGAGUUCUAUGAUGAAAUUGAUUUAGAUAAAUAUGUGGUUGAUGAAAUAAAAGGAAAUAACAUUUAUAGGCUCUUCUCAAUUCUAGUUCACUCAGGAACUCCAGGCUUUGGGCACUAUUAUUCAUUUAUUUCUCCGAAGCUGGACAAUAAUUGGUAUAAAUUUAACGACCAAUCAGUUGACAAAGCAAUCCCUUCUCAAGCAAUUAAUGCCAAUUGAGGAGGAGAAAUGAAAGAUUUAAUCUUAUCUGAAGAUGGGCAAGUCUCUAUUGGGAAAGCACUGAGCAAUACGAAUGCCUAUAUGCUGAUAUACAUCAAAUUAUCUGAAAAGGAUCUAGUUUUGCCUGAUGCAGUAGAAAUCAACCAAAAUAAGCCAGAGGUUAUUAGCGUUGAAGAUGACCUUCAAGAAAUCAUAGCAGAAAUACAAAUAAUUGAAAACUGCCAAAUUGCAUUAUUAAGCAAGGAAAUGAUAACUGGAUACUCAGGAUACGGGAUAUACUCUUGAAAUGAUCCGUCUAAAUAUUAUACUUACUCGACAAAAAGGACCGAUACUGUGCAAGAAGUUGUUGACUCUUUAUUCAGUCAUCUGAAAAUUUCAAAAGUCUGGUAUUUAAAGCCUGGGGAAUUAAACUGAACCUUUUUAGAAGUGAAAAAUGAUGAAGAAAUAAGCCAAUUUUCUUUUGAAGGCGAUUUCAUCAGUCACGCUCUCUUAAUUGAGUCAAGAGAUGAUGUGUUCCGUUUUAUUGAUAACUCUUGAGAGAUUUCUGAAGCAAAUUUAGAAUCGCCCGAUCUUUUUGAUCAAAUGGAAGAGGAUUAUAACAGUCAAAAAGAAUGCGCAUUUGUGGUAAUAAAAGUAUAUGCAUUAAAAGCGUGGUGAGCCAGCCUGACUCCUAACGCUAUAGCCGUAGGUUCGUUGAGGAAGCUAGAGCUUUAUGGAAAAAGGUAGGGUUUGGAAAUGCGUAUCUGCAAGUUUUACUUCGUUUGGUGGAGCACAAUUUCAUGUUCAGCUUACUGCAUGCUCACGCCCACGCUUUUACCCUGGAGGAAAAGUAGUUUGCUAGCAAGGCCAGAGCCAGUAAUUUGAUCAAUUAGCAUUUUUCCAGCGCGAUACCAAGUGCUGAAUCCUGGGCUUCUUAGUCUAUCUUGGCCGACAGUUUGACUAGAAAAUUUCGAAAAACGAAUUUUCUGGAAGACAAGCUAUUUGAUAAGGCAUGGUGAUCCCGUCUCUGUCUCUCAUAUAGCGACUGCAUGCCUCCAUACUUGAGGAGCAGCAUAGUGGGAGGCUGGGUCCGGAAUGGCAAGCAAACGUUGGAUCUGAUGCAGAAGCGAUAGUAGUCUGCCGAUCUUCAGGGGACUUCUCUAUAUAAUUUAAGUUAAGUUAAGCAGUAAUAAAAGCUUUUGAUGAAAAGUCUUUGAACAUUGUGGAUGCAGAUAUGAUAUACGAGAAGAAUUCUACUGCAUUAUGCCAAAAAUUAUCACUUAAAUAUUUAAAGCCGCCAAAUGAUUCUUGGCUAUGCAUUGAAAAAAGCAAUCAUAAUGAAAUUUCGGUACAUCAACUUAAAGGAGCUCUUCACUAUGCUUCUCAUAAUAAUGGAAGCACAUCUAUUAAUAACGGUGAUGUAAUUAUUAUUGGAAAAGGAAACCCUGAUAGUGCUUGUGAAAGAAUACUUGAUUUUCAAAACUCGAUUGAAGUUCAAUUCACUUAUUAUGAUUCCCUUGCUUGCUUUAAUUUCCCUACUCAUUCAAAGCAGCUAUUUGAUACAUUUAGCUUGCCUAAAUUCAUUGACUCAUCAAUAAAUAAAAAAUCAAGCCAGCUUCAAAUAAUGAAAAAAAUUGCUGAUGCGCUGCAAAAAGAGUGCCCGUUUAUCUCUGCUAAUCAUAUCGAUCUAUUAGAUCAAAAUCUUGUAUCUUACAGAUUUACUCCGUUUUUUGAUAUGAAUAGCGUUUUGCAAAAUGGAAAAAUAUUUUAUGAUAUUUCCGAAAAUGACCUUCUUUCAUCUUUAGAUAAAUUGCCUUUGCGCGUUGUUUGCUUUAACAAUGAUUUUGAGCCCAUUGCUCCGAUAUCAAUGCUGGUAAACAAUGACCUUAUUAUUGGAGAGGUUGCAAAACAAAUUGGCUAUUGUUUAACUAAAGAACCAAAUUCGAUUGAAUUGUUUUUAUAUAGUAUCAACGAAAAAAUAUUAUUAUCAAUGCUUGAUCCCAAUACAAAAAUUGAAUCAAUAAAAUUGUUUUCUGAGACAUUGAUAGGCACAAGGGUGAAAAGCGUAGAAGAAAUGCAAGAAGAAAUGCAAAAUGAAAGCAAAAUCAAGCAUAAAAUUCUCGUUUAUGAAAUAAUGAAGAAUGGGAAGCCUAAAGGAAAGCCUUAUUUCAUUUUUGUUAAAGUAAUUAAUAUUUAGAAUACUGAAACAUGCCAACAACUAAAGCAAAGAAUACUUGAUAAGCUUGGUCCUCCUUAUGACUUUUUACUAAAAAUCGCAAAGCUAGAUACACAAAUGAAAAAACAAAUGGUUGUUGGCGAUCUUGGUGGCUCACAAGAGAUUUUUAUUAAUAAGUUUGAGAAGCCAAUAAUCGUGAUAACGCAUACUUCAAUUGUGAAUUUAUAA
Molecule: messenger RNA, 4622 nt
Organism: Blepharisma stoltei
Lineage: Eukaryota; Ciliophora; Heterotrichea; Heterotrichida; Blepharismidae
Source: the annotation of a GenBank genome assembly